Molecule: messenger RNA, 4704 nt
Organism: Vespula vulgaris
Lineage: Eukaryota; Metazoa; Arthropoda; Insecta; Hymenoptera; Vespidae
Product: monocarboxylate transporter 9-like
Exons: 8
Coding region: 1434-2885 (483 amino acids)
Biological process (GO): transmembrane transport; monocarboxylic acid transport
Molecular function (GO): monocarboxylic acid transmembrane transporter activity
Source: RefSeq, a predicted model, not a curated record
CGGUUUCAAUCGUAUCAUCGUUGACUCACGAGAGUUAGUCUCGAAACGAUCGCAGUUCGUGUUGAAACGUACCGUAACGUAAUCGUCUUUAUUUCUUCCACGUGAUUAUUGAAGCAUGGAAGUAUAUAAACUGGAAAAAUACCAAGAGGAAAAAAAAGACUGAACGAACAACAUGAAUUUUUCUAAUAAUUAAAUGGUAUCGUUUAUUCGACGAUUUAGUUCAUUUCUAUGAAAUGUUUAAUUAUUAUUUGUGUUACAUUAAUAUGAACGAACAAUCAUGGGCAAAACGAGCAAAAAGACAUUAAUUAUUUAUCAAAUAACAACGUCAAAAAAAGAAAUAAUGAAUAGACGCUCAUGCGCGUUAUUUAUAACUAGCAAACAGUUCGCGUAAGAACGAUGUGCUCAUAAAUAUUCAAUACUUCUGUUACACGGAUGUUGGUAUAUUGCAAGAAACGAUAAUUAUUCUUAAUAAUAUGAAAAAUUCAAAUACAAGUAAACAGGAAAUCAAAUCAUUCAAUCGAUCGAUCGAUCAAAAGAUCGAUUUUCUAUCGAAGAAAAUCAACCAUUUUCGUACUGUUAAUGUGAUAAAAUGAAAUAAUUAUGCAGUAUCGUACUUUUUAGAUUAAUCGAUAAGCAAUGGUUUUUAAUUGAACAUAUCACGUAGCGAAAACAAAAUAUGUCAUAAAAAAAAUAUUAAGUUGACACGGAACGAUAAGACUAUUAUCUAUCAUUAACCAGAACUAGAUCGAAUAUAUACUAUGAAUAUACGUAAGAGAGUAGAAGCAAUUCAGCCGAUUAAAGUGUCCAUUAAGAUGUGCUCCGUCUUAUUUCUACUCCAGUUAUCUAACGUUAAAGUAUUAUCAACUAUAUAGUGUCGACACGCUGAAAUUUGAGUUUUAAAAAGGACACUAUAAAAAUGACUCAUAUUUUAUUUAUUAUACUAACUAUAAAAGGAAUUGCCAAUUCUUGUGAAUUAAAAUUAAUUAUACUAUAUAACAUAUGUGUUAAAAUUCUACUGCUAGAACGGAACAAUUUUUUAAAACCUUACCCAACCCUUUUUGUCGCUCAAAUGGCACAUGGUACCGAAAUCGUUGAAAUAAUAUAUAUCAAUAGACAGUCAGGUAUAGGUAAGCAUGAAUAAUAUUUGCAUGUACGUGUGGGAAGACUGAUUAAUUUUUUUUCUUUCUUAGUCUCUCUAUCUUUCUCGUUCUAUCUUCAUGUUCCUAUCAAAAAAUCCAUCUGGUAUCUUAUCUCUCUUUUUCUCUCUCCUCUCUCUCUCUUUCUUUCUCUCUAUCUCUCCAUCCUGAUUUGUAUACUGAUCAAUUUUAUAAAAGCUACAGUCUGCAGAUUACUCGAAGACGAGCCUUCAAAGAGAGACAAUAGAAAGAAUUUACUCGUGAAAAAUUUCGAAACUGAUCGGUAAAAUCGAUAUCAUGACUCGUUGUGAGGCUGACAGAGGCUGGGCUUGGAUGGUCGUUCUUGGAGUCACCAUUAUUAAUCUAUCUGUACUGCCUAUUCAACAAUGUUACGGUCUUAUUUUUGGAAAGCGUUUCACGAGUCUCGGUAUCAGCGCGACGCAAACAUCCUUGAUACUUCAUUUAAACGGUACGAUAUGCUGCAGCCUGGGCUUGAUAAGUGGACCCAUGAUGAAGAAAUUUUCAUUUCGCAAAGUCGCUUUUUUUGGUAGUUUCACAGUCGUCAUUGGAAUAUGUACUACGGCAUUCGCUCUCUCUCUUCCUACCAUCAUUGUAGGCUAUUGCGUUAUUAUCGGAAUCGGACAAGGAAUCAACUAUCCAGCAACGAGUUUAGCAUUAAACACAUAUUUUAGAAAAAAACGUAACAUAGCAAUGGGACUUUGCGUUACCUUGACCGGUCUUGGUCCUAUUCUAAUGCCACUUUUAAUAGUGAAGCUUUUAGAUGCAUACGCUACUACGGGAACUUUAUUAAUUUUCGCUGGAAUCGCUGCGAAUUCUUUCGUGGGUGUUUGCUUGUUAAGACCGUUCGUAAAUAAGGACAACAUAACAACUGAGGACUAUGAUGUGAAAAAUACUACGGUGUCAAAUGAAAAUGAAAGUGACGUCGAAAAAUAUGUUGUCGAGUGCCAGUUAUUGAACAACCAAGAACAGAUUAAAAAACAAGAAAAUUUGGAGAAGUUUUUUAAAGAAGCCAAGACAAAAAAGAAACGUAGCUUUUUUCAAAAGAUCUCGGCUAAUCUGGAUCUCAUGCUUUUGCAAGAUUUACGUUAUAUUUUAGUGGUGAUAGGUAUGGGCAUAUCCUUGGUAGCUGAGACGAACUUCAAUGCGUUGAUGCCUUUCGUUCUCGAAAAAGUAUCAGGAUUAGAAAUAAAAGAGAUUGCGACUAUAAUGUCUAUCCAAGCUGCCUUUGAUAUCGCUGGACGUCUUUGUAUUCCUCUACUCGCACAAAAAGCGCAAUGGACUCCAAGAUAUCUUUACGUGAUAUCUUUGAUAGGAUCUACAUUCGGAAGGAUGAUUCUUUGUAUUUGGGGUGAUGAUUACCUCGUCGUAAUCCUAGUUGCUGUUAUCGUAGGAGUAGCAAAGGGUACAAAGGCUGUCUUUCAAGCUCUAAUCAUACCAGAUUACGUUCCAUUAGAAAGAUUACCAGCAGCAUCUGGUAUUCAAAUGGUUUGCAAUGGCAUUUUGUCUAUUAGUCUGGGACCGAUCAUAGGCAUGGUGCAUGAUUUAACUGGUAGUUACAUUGGUUCCUUGCAUUUCACUUCCGCGAUGAGUAUGUUUUGCGUAUUUUUGUGGCUGCUUGGAGGUCUUUGGUCUCCUCUUGGUAACCGUGUGAAAGUAAAAAAGAAUGGGGACACGCCGAAUGAAAAAUGUUCGUCGGAAAAUCAGAAUGAAAGUCCGGAUAUUCGAUGAUAUAUUCAGUUUUAUUCUAUAAAUUUAAAAGAAGUAUUUCUUAUAAAAUCAAAAAAUUCACAAAAAUUCCUCACUUCUUGUACGUCAUCUCUUCACUACGAAUAUGUGAGGCACUUCACUAGAAAAGUAUCUACAUAUUUAUAUAUAUAGCGUGUUACAAAAAAAUAAUUCAAUAUAAUAUUAAAAUAGAAGUUUUUACGAAAUCUUUUUAAUUGAAAAGAAAAGUUUUAAAAAUCGUCAUUUUAUAACGAAAAAUUAUAGAUCCUUGCUAUGAAUAUAUCUUAAAAAUUCGAUUUAUCCAAUUCUUAUUAAUGAUAUAUGAUAUUCGCGGAGGCGAUCAUCUCUAAUUCUAAUAAGUAGAUAUUCAUAAAAAAAUCGGGCUAAGAGCAUGAAUAACUCAGAGAUUUAACAUAGUUAUCCCGAUUUAAAUCCCGUUUCAGAUCACCCGGAGAUCUAACUAUUCUCGCAAAUCCCAUAUAUUUAUACUAUAACAAGAAUUACAAAAUCCUUAUUAAACAGUACGAGAAAGACUAAGAAGUUUCGUGUUUGCAAUAAUGCAUGUGUGAUAAUCAAAAGAAAAUGUAUAAAUUCGUAAACAUUAGAAUAAGAACAUUAGAUAAGAUAAAUCUUGGUAAUCCUUUAUUUGUUACAUAGGAUGUCCAGGAAAAAGUUACUGUCAUUACCAGAACCAAAAAUUCAUCAAAGUCAAUUUUUCUAUCCAUAUUAAUUGCAUUUUUUAUUCAGCUUGAUGGAUACUGCAUGUAUCUUUCAAGUUCUCUUUUUUAGCACUGUAUGUGGUAUUUCCGCUAACAGAUGUUAAUGCUUAAAACGACUGAUAUGCAAAUAUUCCUAAGUAUACCUAGUUUUUAAAAUAAUAUUUUAUUUAUCAUUGCAAAAAUGAAACAGUACUGAUAGAAGAAAUUAUAAGGAUACUUCGAUAUGCAUUCAAUUAUCAAGAUAUAUUUUGUUUAUUUACUACCUAUCGAAGCCUCGUUAUAUAAGCAUGCAAGAAUAAAUUCAAACAUACAAGAAUAUAUAAUAAACGAUCGUUUCGUUGAAGAUUCCUGAUAGAAUUUUCACUCACCAAAAUGUUUUUCUCUCAAAAGUAUUCGACAAAUUCCAUACAGGAUUAUUUGUUGUUUUAUUGGUUUUAUAGACAUAUAAAUCAUCUUUCUAUAAGACUAUUUCUAUAUAUUUACUGAUAAUAAAAUCUAUUAUAUACAAAUACUCCUUAUAAGGAGAUAUAUAUAUAUUCCAUAACUUAAAAUAAUCAUUUUAACCAAAUCGCGAAUAUGUAUCCGUUAUCAGGUGAAUACACUUUAUCUCGAUUUGCUUUUAAUUUAAGCAAACUGACUCAAAGUUUUAACAUUAUAUAUGUUACAGUUCUGAAACGUAUUCAAAAAAUUAUUUAAAUUAUAUUUUAAAAUGUUUAUUCUUAUUUUUUUAAAAAUGAAAAUAUUGUAGAAAAUAUGAAAGAAUAUUGUUGAAAAUAUUGGAGAUACGCAAACAAUUAACUCAGUAACAAUAGCAUUAUAGCAUUAACGUUAUAUCAUUAAUAUAUUAACUGCCACACUAAUUUUGUACAUUUUACUUUAAAAAUAUUUUUCAUUGUUACAAGCAUAUAAUGGUGAAUUAUUACAUACUAUAAUUAAAUAAAACUUUACUGUUAUCAAUAAUGUGUUUAGUUCACUGAUAGUCCUAUAAUCGUAUUAUGUACUUGUAUAAAAUUGCACAAAAUGGUAGUAAAAUAAUGCUAAGCUACACUGGUGAACCUCAUUUAUGAAAGUAUUAUAAUAAAGAAAAGAUAACUUAAAGAAAA